GUGACGUGUUAAAGAAACGCCUGCGGCGAGCCCGCCUCGCUUACAUGGCGAUGAACAGCCGGCUACAGGAGAUCAGGGAGCGACAGAAACUGCGCCGGCAGCUCCUAGCUCAGCAGUUGGGAGCUGAAAGUGCGGAUAGUAUUGGUGCCGUAUUGAACAGCAAAGAUGAUCAGAGGGAAAUCGCUGAAACGAGAGAAACCUGCAGGGCUUCUUAUGAUACUUUAGCACCAAAUGCAAAACGGAAAUAUCCAGAUGAGGGAGAGGCUGAUGAGGAAGAAAUUGAAGAAUAUAAGGAUGAAGUAGAGCUGCAUCAAGAUGAAGAGAACCUGCCCUACGAAGAAGAGAUUUAUAAAGAUUCCAGUACCUUUCUGAAGGGAACCCAGAGCUUAAAUCCUCACAAUGAUUAUUGUCAACACUUUGUGGAUACAGGACACAGGCCACAGAACUUUAUCAGAGAUGUGGGCUUAGCAGACAGGUUUGAAGAAUAUCCCAAACUUAGAGAGCUCAUCAGACUAAAGGACGAACUAAUAUCUAAAUCUAACACUCCCCCCAUGUAUUUACAGGCAGACUUGGAGGCCUUUGACACUAGAGAACUAAAGUCCAAAUUUGAUGUGAUUCUUCUGGAACCUCCAUUGGAAGAAUACUACAGAGAAACUGGCAUCACAGCCAAUGAGAAGUGCUGGACUUGGGAUGAUAUUAUGAAACUGGAAAUUGAAGAGAUUGCAGCCUCACGGUCUUUUGUCUUUCUGUGGUGUGGCUCAGGGGAGGGUCUGGAUCUUGGCAGAGUGUGUCUGCGCAAGUGGGGUUACAGACGAUGUGAAGAUAUUUGUUGGAUUAAAACCAAUAAAAACAAUCCUGGAAAGACCAAGACUCUGGACCCUAAAGCAGUUUUUCAAAGAACAAAGGAACAUUGCCUUAUGGGUAUUAAAGGAACAGUCCGCCGCAGUACGGAUGGUGACUUCAUCCAUGCUAAUGUUGAUAUUGACUUAAUUAUCACAGAAGAGCCUGAGAUUGGCAACAUAGAAAAACCUGUGGAGAUUUUUCACAUCAUUGAACACUUCUGCCUUGGAAGAAGACGCCUUCAUCUUUUUGGAAGGGAUAGUACAAUCCGACCAGGCUGGCUGACUGUGGGACCCACCCUCACAAACAGUAACUUUAAUGCAGAAACCUAUGCCUCCUACUUCACUGCUCCAAAUUCCCAUCUGACUGGUUGUACAGAAGAGAUUGAGCGACUUCGACCUAAGUCACCACCUCCAAAAUCCAAGUCGGACCGAGGAGGUGGAGCUCCUAGGGGAGGAGGAAGAGGCGGGACUUCAGCUGGCCGGGGAGAGAGGGGGAGAGAGAGGAAUAGAACUAAUUUCCGGGGCGAAAGGGGUGGAUUCAGAGGGGGCCGUGGAGGUAACCACAGGGGAGGCUUCCCACCACGCUGAUUACAUUUCAGUCAUCUAGUUCUCCCUCUGGUCCUAUGUCUCCUCUUCUCCAUAUCUUUUUUUAGUCUUGUUUCCACCGAGAUGAGUCAUUCCGGGGACUUUUUUAAUUGAUUGUGCUUUGUGCAAGCAGUUCCAGAUACUUUGCCUGCCCACAUCUGGCACAUCACCUUACUUGGCAGGUGGGAUCCAGCACCUGAUGUCAAUGAGCUAAAAAGCCUCCUGGCAGCUUUCAUGCACCAGGAAGGAGGUCAGAGCAGACUGGGAACAUCAGAAGGGGUUAGUUCCCCAAGCUGUGAAUUGGAUUUGAAGAGGAGUUACUUGCUCUGAUCUUUUCCAACUUAGAAAAGAAUAAAAAAUCUUUCAGCUUUUUUCUUUAACGCUUCCCUAUAAAUGCUGAACAAAUCCUUCCCUUCCCUUUUGUGGAGGUAUCAUGAUGAUAAUACAGACUUGCAUUGUAUUUAUGGAAGGAAAAAUGGCGUGUCUAUAAUAGCAUUUAUUUCUUCCUUCCCUAUAUGCAUAACUAAACAGAGAAGUAAUAUUGAAUAAAUAGAGCUCUAUUUUUUUUCUAUUUGUUUUAAAUUUCCCCAGUCAUUCCUGGGAGUAGUUUUGUAGUAGUUUUAUUUUUGACUUGUCACAUAUAUUUAAAACAUUUUUAUCUUGAUGUUUGAACUAAAAAAACCAGAAACAAUUUAUGUUGUCACUUGUAAUGCUUCAUGGAAAGCAAAAAGUGGCAGUCAUCCAUAUUUGAUCUAAAACUUCUGUUUACGUAGACAUGCAUUGUUUUAAAGUAGAGAAUCUUGCCCAUUGCCUGUUAACUGUCUUAUUCAUGACUAGGGAAAGGCAGGUUUUAUUACAAAAUAAAUGCAGUAUGAAUAAUGAAACAGCCCCAAUGGAGGUAAUAUUUGGGGAAAGGGAGAAAGCCAUAAAGAGGAAAAGUGCUUCCAGAGAAAUCUGGAUAAACUCCACCUGCACAAACAAUGCUCAGUGACUGAAAAAUUGUGUUUAAGCUUUGAAUAGUAAGUGAUGUAGGGAUGAGAAUAUCUUACAGAAAAUCAGCUUCAGAAUACAGCUUCAAAAGAGAAAGUGAUUUACCUUUGUUGUAACUGUGUGGUAUUUGGUUUUAGAAAAGCCAGCUCUGUAAAUCAUUUGUACAGUAUUUGAUGCAUAUGAACAAAUCCUGGCCCCACUGAAGUCCAGGGGAUUUUGCCAUGGAUUUCAUUGGCACUAGAAUUUGGCCCUGGGACUCUUGUACUGCUUAUCUACUGAACUUUUAAAUGAAUGCCCUGUAAAGUGGCGAAUAAUGAAAUUUCUUUCAGUAUUGUUUUUGAUAAACAUCUUUCCUAAUAUUUUCUAGAAUUAUUUGGUUUUAUUUAAAUGCAGGUUUUAUUCGUUCUUCAACUUGCCUUUAAAGUUUCUAAUUUGUUGGUUUUCUGCUUAGACAAUUCAGCUUUCCUUUGUUUGUAAAGGAACAGAGGUUCCUAUUGUCAUAAUGGAUGAAAUCUCCAUCAUUGUUUUGCUUAAUAUAUUUUUUACACACACACACACAAAAUAUCACCCCCCCCCCACUCUAUAAUUUGGACAGUUUACUAGACUCUGAUUUUAGUAACCCUAAAAGACAAUUGGUGAUGGGUGAAUAAAUUUCUCCAUUAUAUACAUUGUACUUCUACCUGUGUCACAUCUGCAAAGCUGAGGAGUGACUCGAAGUAGAAGUUGGUUGAGUUGGGGUCCUUGAAUCCUUGAUUUUCUAGAUUAUCAGUAGCUCAUUUGAACAUCAGUGAUGCUUGUAGCGGAUUGCAUCUGGAACAAGCCCAGACUGCUUAGUGGUUGUGUGCCACAACCUUGGAAUGGUUCUUAUUUUUCGCAAUUAUAUUGUGCUCAUCCUGUGUUGUUUUAGUAGUGAAUAUUGUACGUGCUCAGCAUUACAGAUGGCACCCUCAUGCCACUGAAAACAGCUUCUGUAAAGGUGAGGAGGAAAGUGAUGUUAACCCAGUGUUUUCUUCCUCUGAUUCUUCUUCCUCACGCACUUCUUCUCUACAAUUGAAGAACAAGUAUUCUGGCAUCAAAUAUGAAAGGAGCAUUGAAUCCUCGAUACUGCACUCUAACCUAAAAAUAACAAGGGGAACUGAGAUGUCUUGCUUUAGUUCAGCAUGGCGGAGUUGGGAAAACUGCUUAAGAUGGGAAAGCAAUAAAUGUCCGUCAAUUGCUCUUAAGGUUUUAGCUGCCUUUGGAUGCACACUGCUCCCAUUGAUGCUAAUGAAAGUCCCAUUACACAUUGACAAACAACUUGCUCCUUGUUAACUGAUGAUGUUGACUCUCAGGAAAUAUGGAUUCUUGAAUGUCAUCCUGUGCAGUUUUCUGUACUUCAGAGGUACACUAGGGCUGUGUGCCCUGUUAUGUCAGCACUGACUGUCUCCAUGUGACAAGGUAGUACACUGUCCAUAUUUGAUCUGUCCUUGACUGACAACAUUGCAGCUCAUUAGAGCUUUGUGGAGGUGACCUCCGUUCAUGAGAAACUGAAGUGAGGAUAUAUUCUUUACAGAUAGGCUAUAAAAAUGCCACCAUUUGGUAACUUCUGAUCACUCCUGGCCUGGGCCAUAUUUAUUCUGAGAGGCAAAGCUUUGUCUCUUGAUAGGAGCAUUUUCACAGGAGAGGGGUGAUAAUUGCACUCAUCCAUAAUUGGCUAUCAGGUGAGUCUUUUAUCUAACAUAUUUAGCUAAUUUGAGCGCUUCCCAUUCUUGAAGACAGAACCAAACAAAGUUCUCAAUUUCAAAUGUCAAAUGCUUAAUGCCACCUUUCUUAUUUCUGCAGCCUGUUUUAGUAUAGCUGCUUAGUUCUUGUCAUGUCUGUCUGUUCAGGAAGUUACUUGUAAAGUAUGAUCUUCAAAGUUCUAUUUGUGUAGUAAGUGAAGGAUUUGACAAUUACAUGGGCUAGCCGCCUGGGACAGCUAAACGUGCUGCAUCAAAAGAAUUUUAAAACGUCAGUCGACUGCAAAUUGUUCUCUGUAAAUCUAGUCAUCUUGAGUCUUUUGCUCACAUAUGCUGUCACUUGUAAUAAAUUUGCUGAAAUGUUAUAUGUACUGUUAAAUUGUUCGAAAAAAAAAAAAAAAGGAAAAUGUUUUCAGAAUGUCUUUCCAUGAAAUAGUGUACCAUUAGCGCAGCCUGGUUAUGUAUGACUUAAAUAUGUGGCCUACAAGGGUUGCUAACACAAUGUAUAUAUUUCUACAGUGAUUGCUAGAGAUCUUCCAAAGGUUCUAGUACUUGUGGAAACUUAGGAUAUGUCUUUUUGGUACUUUAUGUGAAGGUACUGGUGGGUGGAAGGCAUUUGUAGGAAUUUGAGGCUUGUAGGAGGCCUUUGUCAUCAUUUUGUGACUAUAACUUCAGUUUAUGUUGAUGUAAGUCAAGUAAAUGCACCAGUGGAUGAAUGGUCUUUGGCCAGUCAUAGUGCAGGUGAUGAGAGAGUUCCAUGGCCAGCCACAGUGCAGAGAGCUCUAUAGACAUACCAGCUCUCUGAACUUGGACUAGGAUUGUUUGGCUUUUUCUCAGCCCAUAUGUAGGAGUUAAACGGCGUAUUCUGUGACAAUGGGGUUCUUGUCUCUCUCCAUAGUUAUAUCAUUAUAAACAGGAAUAACAGGAACCUCAUGUACACAGUCAAGUGAAAACUUAAAAAUCUAAAACUACUGAAAUAAGAUUUCAGUUUGUGAAAUGGACAAUAGCACAUUUAAAAAGAGAUUGUAUCCUCUGCCUCUAAUACUUAUUCCAAUAUGUUAUGCAUCUGGAACCUUUUAUGUGCAGGGUACUACUACCUUAAACUAGGAACAUCUGCUUGCCAGUCUUGACCUUUUGGGAUGUGUUUAUUACUUUCCAGCUUUCAAAAAAUCUCUAUAAAGUUUUGAAGUAUUUUUGUUCUUUAAGAUCCAGACAUUGUUGUAAUCAUGUCCUUGCAAGGGAUUGGAGUCUGAUCCUAUCUUUAAGGUAAUUUUGAAUACUCUUGAGAGGGUUAAGUGGCGUUCGAUCCAACUGCAGUGAAUACAUCUGGUUGGAUUUUUUUUUUCCACUAGCAACCACAUUAAUUUCUUCAUUGGGAUCCAAUUUAUCAAGAUUCUUUCAUUGGCUUUAGUGACAUUUAAUGUCAAAGGAUUAGUUCCAGUGUUACGAAAACUGUGGCUAGGGGAUAGGAAAUGUCCAUUCAUGAUUGUAUCAAGAACACCCUGAAAAGCUUCAUUUUGUUAUGGUACAAGCAUCUGCUUGUCAGCUUUAUCCUUUUUUGACUCAUUAUGAUAUAUUCUCAUAGGGAUAAUUAGAGUAAAUAAAAGCACUUAAUAAAUGACAUCACCUAUUUUUGUAUACAGUAACAACUGUUCAAAAAAAAAAUUGUAUGCUGAGAAACUGCACCAAAUUUUAGCCAGGUAGGAUAUUUUAGUAAGGAUCUGGAGUUUUAGUUACAAUCAAAAAGAUAUAGAAGAGCCUGUUAAAGAUUGUUUAAAAUGUUGAGAAAGUUACCUGGUCUCUCUGAAGUAUAAGUGGGCUUUUAUUAGUCUGAUUAUUUUUGGUGGUAUGUGGUAUUUUGUUUUCUAUUGUAAGAUCUUGUUUGCAGUUGCAUAUAACUUUACUAGGCUUAACCUGUUAAGGCUGAAAAUUCCCAUCUGCUUUGUUGAGAACCUCUCACAACUCCAUUCUGUGGAACUUGAAAUGUAUCGGGGUGGGAUGUCUGUAUGUCCUUCUGUUACAGAAAUGUUUGCAUGUGGCCAAGUUAUAGGCCUUUGAAAAAAUUGUGUAUGUUCAAUAGAGACUUGUUAGAGAUUGACAGCUAAAUUCUCUGAAGCAUGCUCCAGCCCCUCACAGCUUCCACAUGCCAAUUGGACUGCACAUGUGCCUUCCCUAUAGAGUGGUUGAACAUACUCCAUUCCAGGGCUGCAGUGGCUGCAUAGGACUUUCUUUGCAAUUGUUCUGGUGGAGGGAGAACAGGGAAACUUUUUUUUUCCUGUGUGCCCAAUGCCUUCCCUACUGCAUGUGUGGUUAGUGAGGAGGAGGAGUUGGCCUGACUUGACUGUAGAAAGGCGAGAGGUGGAGGACAGACAGACGGGUAGAAGCUGGCAGGAGGCGGAGUUCAGGGACAGGUGCUGGAAAGGGAAGUGACAGGAGCAGAGGGGGAUAGUAACAAAAGGAAGAGAACUGAGGGGGGGUGAAUAGGAGUGGCAGGGACUAUAACAGCAGGAGUCAGGCAUGGGAGUGAUGAGUAGGAGCUGGGAGGGAUAGUCACAGGGGAAAAUUGGGGAGUAAGGUGGGUAGGAGCAGAAAGGGAGAAGGAGAGGGACAGGGCGGAAGGGUCUGUAACCACUAAAGCACACUCUCCUACAGGACCUGGAAAGGAACCCAUUUUUCCUUAGUCUCAACUUUCUUUUGCUGUCUAGCAAACAGGUGUGGAACCCACCGGUAAAGUAUGUUUCCAUCCCACUCUAAUGGCAGGUACACAUAGAAGAUACUUCAUUAAUUCAGGUGGCAGAGGACUGGUAUAGAUUUAAAGUUCCUAGCCCUGCUGGUGGCCCAUGUGGGGUGUUCAGGAUGCCAUUUUUUUUUAUUUACAUUUUUUAAAUUUAGGAAGCUAUUUCAGAAAUACUAUGCUAAAAACAUUUAGGUUUGUAAAGCCAAGCACUCAGAAGUUAGGAAAUGCCAAAGUUAGGUUCCCUGUGUGACAUCUUUUGUGUAUGCAUUAUGACACAUUCUUUAAUUACAUGGUCAUGUAUUGUUUUUUCCACCAGACUCCUGCCUCAUUCAGUGAAAAGGAUGGACUGUGCUCUGGGAAUGAAUGAGUUGAGCAGUAAAUAAGGGAUCUGUAGGACCCCUGCCUCAUUAAUUGUGAAAGUUGGAAAGUGGAAAAUGAGGCCAGGGGUCCAGUAGGAAGAGAAAAGGUAGUUUUGUGCUUCAAGCAGUUGAAUGCUGCCCCAAAGAAGUGGGUUUUAUCCCUGCUUCUACCACAGAGUUCCUGUGUGGUGCUGAGCAUGUGUCCUAAGCCAAAAUGUUCCCAGGCAACCACAGUUAGUUCCUUAUUUUCUGGGUACCGAACCCUGAGGACUGACUUGUAUCAGUAGUGAAUGCUCCAACUCCUGCUAUGGACAGUGAGCUUUCCUCUGAACGUACACUGUGCUAAGUACACUGAAAAACCAGGCCCAGGGAUUCCCAGAUUGAGUACCCAAAUUAGUUGACGCUUCUGGCAAUUUUGGCUUUAAUCUCUGUGCCUCCAUAUCCCCUGUCUAAAAUGGGGAUAAUACCACCUGUUGUAUGAAUUUAGAUGAAAUAAAUAGGUCAAAAGUGUUAACAUAACUUCGUCACUGUCAAGGAUUAAACAAGGUCGAGUUUCGUGUACAGAGACCUCAGCCUGUCCAAUACUAUAGCAAAGCAACCAUUACAAACCCUUUUAACUUUUUUAUUACAGAUAGAGAAGGAGGAAAAACAGUUUAAAGCAUCGGACAUGUAAAGUGUUAGGUAAGGCUUUCAUUUUAACAACCUUUCUUGUCCCUUUUCCCUUUAGCUGGAGAGGGUUACCAGGAAAAAUAAACCCUUGUCUGACAGUCUCUUAGAUGGUAUUAAAGAUCAUAAUUGUCCUUUUGGGGAAAAGAGAAGUUAAUUGAGAUGGACAGGAACAACUGCUGUUACACUGAUCCCAUUUCAUUUCAGAUGUUGUUUGGGAAAUCAGCUGGAGCUGGUAGGGAUGGCCAUGUCAUCUGGAACCCUGUGUCUGGCCUGAUCUGGUCAGAGCAUUCCUUAGGAUAGGGAUGAAGAAGGGAGAUGGUGGAGGUGAUAUCUGGGAUGGUGAAGCUCAUUCCAGUAGCCUUUGUUUGUCCCCACCCUCCCCAAGUCUCUCUCUUUUUGUUUUUUUUAAGUAUAAAGCAAAUGGCAGAUGGAAUAGCUCACCUAAUUUUUUUUCUACCGAUUAGGCCUAAUAUCUGCCAUACAAAUUUUCAUUCAUUAAUUUCUGGUUCCACACCUCCUGUUUUUAGUAAGCAUAAUUUUAAGCAUCUGAUGAAGUGGGCUGUUGCCCACGAAAGCUUAUGCUCAAAUAAAUUUGUUAGUCUCUAAGGUGCCACAAGUACUCCUGUAAUUUUAAGCAUAAUUAUCACCAUGGCCUUUUUUGUUUGGACUAAUUUAGUCUGUAUGGUUCUCCUGUGCCUGUUUAUAAUAUUAUUGAAAGCAACUUAACAAAUGUUAAUGGCAAGUAAGUUAUUAUAGGUUAUUGUUACAUCUUCUGAACUUUGAUAUACUUUUUACAGUUGAGUUAACAAUUAAUGAAAAUUCAUCGGCCCAAUAACCAGAACAUAAUCCCUCUUUUUUUAUGGACUAAUUUUGCCUAGGAUUGGAUAUUUGUUCCUAAAAUCUUAUUUAUAAAGAAAAAUCAUAACUGUAUAAAGGAAAAGGGGUGGGGGGAGUACUUGGUUAUAUUUUAAGGUUUGCAAAUUCCUUAUCGCAAAGUUUGCAUUUACAGAUCUUACUUGAUUACAUAUUAAACUUUCCAGAUGUGAACAAAGUGAAGAGCUUACAACUCACUUUAUUUGUAGCUAAAACAAAACUUAGAGCUGCAGCUGUUAUGUCUGUAGGAUGUUUUAGAACAAACCAGCUUUUAUCACUUCUUUGGCUGUAUGCCCAGAAUGGGCAAAGAUGGAAAAAACGUUCCCCCCUUUUUGCUGUUUGUACAGUUAAAGCUGUACAUUUAUACAAACCAUGAAAAUUGUAUGCAUUAGUGGUUAAACUUGCUCACUUGUAGCCCUGAUGGCAUUUUUUCCUUCAAGUGUCUUGUUGCCUUCUUUAAAAAGAAGCAACAAAAUGAUGAUCUUUCAGAACCACUUUUGCAUUUGUAAUUUAUUAGCAACACCCAAAGUUGGGCAAAAACAAAACUUAAAAACAAAAAAUCAAGUUUGGUGUUGAAAGAGCCCUCUGUUUUGGUGGUUUGAGAUUUAUUUAUUUAUUUAUUUUUUUACUGUCAAUGUGAUAGCAGCCUUGUAUUAAGUUGGUAUUUUGUUAACAAAGGGGGUUACCCAAGAUGAUGUUUUAGAAAAAGUUUGCUUUAAUGACUUGACUUUUUCAACAAUUUAAAACACUAUUUUUACAACUUUUCUUUUUCUUAAAAAUACUUUUAAGUAUUAUUUACCACAAAGCACCUAACCUCAUAAGAAAGUGUGUGGUGAAGAUAAAUUCAGUAAUAGUUCAUAAAGAACUAACAUACCAUAUAACAGCCUAUGAGGAAAUCAAUAACUUUGUAUUCAGUGCAGGGCUUGGAUGGUGUGUAAUACAUAAAGCCUGGGGCCACACACUGUGAAUGAUGAGGAUUUAAAGAAACGCUGGAUAAUAAUCCAUUAAUUGAACACUGUUCGUGCUGGGCAGUGGAAUGAAGCAGGAGUCCUGGGGGGCCAGGCAAAGAGUGUGAUCCUGUAAUUAUAGGCUGUCAUAAUGCACACAGGGGGCCAAGUUUAGGUUCCACAGGCAGUCUUAAUACUGACACUGCCUAACUUCUGAGUACUUAACUUUGCAGCCUUAAACUUCUGUUGAUGUAGCUUUUGUGCCUGUUCAGUGCUAUAUUAAAGAACAGUAUCCACAGGUUUCACCUGGAUAUAUGAUGAGCAUAUAUGGCUUUGUUCCAUCAAUUGGUGAACAACUGUAAAGCUUACCAUGGCUCAAAACCCCAGUUCUGGGCCUACGUUCUGGGCCUACAUCAGGUGCUGGAUGCAUUUUUGGUUCCCUUCUGGAGCAAGGUAAGGAUUUUUCCCCCCCUCCCUUGAAUAAUGAGGUUCCAAGGGAAUGUCAGGACAACCUAAUGUAAACCUUUUAAAUAGAUCCAUUUAGCCCAGUUUCUUUAAGAUUUAGUGCAUCUGGUCAAGUCUUAUUAAUCUCUCCUCAUACGGCAGCCAUUCCAUGGUUAGGGGUAUGGAACGGCUACCGUAUGAGGAGAGAUUAAGAGUGGGACUUUUCAGCUUGGAAAAGAGAUGACUAAGGGGGGAUAUGAUAGAGGUCUAUAAAAUCAUGACUAGUGUGGAGAAAGUAAAUAAUGAAGUGUUGUUUACACCUACUAACACAAGAAUUGGGUCACCAAAUGAAAUUAAUAGGCAGCAGGUUUAAAAAAAAGGAAGUAUUUUUUCACACAAUGCACAGUCAACAAGUGGAACUCCUUGCCAGAGGAUGCUGUAAAGGCCAAGACUAUAACAGGGUUCAAAAGAGAACUAGGUACGUUCAUGGAGGAUAGAUCCAUGAAUGGCUGUUAGCCAGGAUGGACAGGGAUGGUCUCCCUAGCCUCUGUUCGCCAGAAGCUUGGAACGAGCGACAGGGGUUGGAUCACUUGAUGAUUAUCUGUUCUGUUCAUUCCCUCUGGGGCACCUGGCACUGGCCUGGCUCCGAAGCCAGGAUACUGGCCUAGAGGGACCUUUGGUCUGACCCAGUAUGGCUGUUCUUACGUAUGUAAGGGACUGUGUGGGCAAGAGCUGUUCUAUGCUAUAUCCUAGACUUUUCUCCAGCUAUGGACAAGGUUCAUCAGGAGGUAAAAACAAGAGCUCCUUAGCAUUCAGAUUUAUGCCACUUCAAUCACCUGGGACCUUACUAAAUGGGCUGUCUGUCUUUAAUUCAUACAGUGGGUAUGCAGAGGCCUCUUAAAAUCUUAUGUUUGACUUCAGCUGUUUGGGUUGCUGAUCUGACCAUUAACUACAGUCUCUUUAGGGGUGGGGUUUUGUUCACCCCAGCAGUCUGUCCCAGCUCAACACUGCUUUGCUUUCAUCUUCCACUUUGCCUGAGAAAACUAGUGUUCUACUUGACACGACUCAGGUUCUUUCUACAGUGGAAGCUGUACUGUGCAAGAUACAGGUGAGUUAAAAGCAUAGGUGUGACUUGGAAGGUUCUAGCGCUUUGAAAACCACUUUGGACCUGCUGAUAAAGCCAUGGUAUAGUAGACUACUGUUCGUUAUAGGAGUUGGUCCAUAGCAUCUUUUGUUCACAAUUUAUGGGAUUUUGCUUUUUCCUUACCAGGAGAAAAAUCCACAUCUUGACAAAAUAAACCUUCUGUCAAAGGUUUCUUCCAUGUUUUGUUUCACAUUAUAAACUGCAUUUGUCUUUAGUGGUCGUAUGCUUGUUUGGCAGAAGAAUGUUUUGACCAUUGGUAUCAAGUUUAAAGGUAAGUAAAUCUUAUACUUAUGUGCUACUAUGUCAACAUUAUAUAGUAGGCUUCUUUUGUAAUUAUUAGGAUAGGGGAAGUGUUAUACUGCAGGCACAGAAAACAAGGUAUUCAGAUUGUUUUUGGCAUACUCAAACUUCAUUUCCUGAGGAGUAUUGUAACCAGUACACGGGCUGCUUUUAUGAACACUAAAUUGUGGCACAGACAAGUUUAGCUACAGCAUGUGUGUUUCCUUCUUUGGGCUUAAACCUGCAGGAUGCUGAGCAAUCAGCCACAUGCUUAACCUGAAGUACAUGAACAGUCCCACUGACUUCUGUGGAAUUAUGCAUGUGUUUAAGUGCUUUGCUGGAUCAGGGCCAGAGCACUGAAUAUCUUGCCAGUUCAAGUCCUGUGUCCGCAUCACAUCCUUGUUCUUUUACUGAGCAAGAUAGUGCUGAGAGGUGUAUUACUGGUCCAAUGAGAGCCCUGCCCUGUUUUGAAAUAUAUUAGGAUUUUAUGAGACUUAUUGUGAAACGUUGCUUCCAUAUGGAGAGAGUAUGAUCUCAUGUCUCCUAUGCUGGUAACAGUCCCUGUCCUCGUCCACCACACAUGCCCUUUCUCCUCCUUCCCAGCUUCUCCUCAAGCAAUCCCACUUCCCUCUUCUAUUUAUAAUCCCACACCUUUCCUUCUAUGAGCUAUUAACCAGUCUUGUUUUGUUUAGAUUCUAAACUUAUUUGGGGAUCAGAACAUGCCUUACUCUUUGUAAAGAGGUAUGUAGACUUAGUGCUGUGUAAAUUAUUUUAAACUUAGUCCUGGUCUAUACAGUUUUUGUACCAGUAUUAACUGUUGGGGGUGUGUGUGUGGUGGUGUUUUUUUUUUUAUUUUUAUUUUUUACUGAUAUAGUUAUGUAUCCACCAUAGAGGUUGUGGUAAAAAGAUACAUUGGUAUAUCCCAUUAUUCCCCUUCCCCUGUGAAAAUAAACUAUACAGAUAUAAGCACUUUUAAAUCAAUACAACUGUGUCCGCCCUAGGGGGUAUUGUGCUACUUCACUUAUACUGGUGCAGUUAAAGCAGUACAACUUCUGUCUGUAGACAAGAGCUGAAAGGUGACUGAGGACUGAUCUACACUACACAGUUAGGUUGAGCAUCUAAUGGCCACUUUGGAUAAAGGACUCAUUCAGUAUCCCAGCACCUUCAGUUAAAGUGAGAUCUCACAAUACACCAAAGCUGUCCGGCGGCAAAGUCUGGAAAGACUAGACUUGAUUAUGUCCAAGCCUGAAAUCGUGGACCUAAGGAGUGAACCAGCAUAGUCUAAGUAAGUAUAUGGCUUUUGUUGCUGUAGUGUCUCUUAACACAUCUGCUGAAAUGGGACAGAUUUUUAUUCACUUGACAGAGGAGGGAAACUUGAAGUGUGAUAGACUUCUCUGUGACCUAUGUCACUUACUCUGUGGCUGAACCAGGAAUUGAACCCAGGUCUUCUAACUUUCUCCAAUGCUAUAGCCACUAAACUGUGCCCGCUACAUCCUUUAUAGUGGCAAAUUCAUCUUAAUGGAUAUUAACCCAAAUAUGAAGCCAACAAUUUAAAUGUCAGUAUUAACUUUCACUGAGCUUUUGCAGAAACAUUCCACAGUCAAACUGCUGCUCUCCUGGGUUCCCAGCUGUCAGAUUCUCCAGCUUCCCUACCCUGAAAACCUUGAUGUACGUACGUUAAGUUUGGCAUACUGAAGAUGUUGUAACACUUAAAUUUAGUACCAAAAGGGAAGCAGUACUGUUGAUUGUAUUUUUUUUUUUUUUAAGAACUCCCUGAAGUUCCCACAAUACUUCCAGUGUGCUGCAGAAGACUGCCCCAGAAUCCAGGGACUUAGAUCCAGCUUGCUGCAGCAUACACCAUCGGUGCUUUUGUUUACUUACAUGCAAAAUUCACGUACUUGCAGUGGGUCUCCUUGUUAUGACAAAAAGAAUCUGCUACACUUUGGUGCUGCUAGAAAUAAAGUUCAAAUUGCGAAUGCUUACACUAGGCAGAGCGUCAGGAAACUACUAUUGCCAGAGUAUCUGAGAAGGCAGUAAAAUCCUGAAGUGAAAUAAGUGUGUAUCAGGAAAACGCCUAACAUUUGGAACUAUUUAUUAGAACCAAAAAUUUGUCUGUCUUUACUGACUUUAAUGGGAACAGUAUUAGACUAUGGCUUGAGUGCCUUUGCAAUUUUUGCAAUGCAGUAUAAAUACCUCGAUAGUGCUAUACAGCAACAUGAAUGGAGGCUGCCAGCAACUUUCAGUCACUGCUUCCUGAGAUGAAAGACUCAUCCCAACCAAAUUUCCAGAGGUUUCUGAAGUUUCUCCUCUACAUUUUGAGGACUAGUUGCUUUCCUUUUACAGUGUUUGGGAAGAGAGAGUUCCAAAAUUCUUCUAAAUUGUCAGGACAAGGUCUGCAGUUUCUAUGGGCCAAGUUCUGUCACCUAUAUCUCCUGAGCAUGAUGGAAAGCCAAAAAGAUGGGACCAGUUGUAGAUAGACUUCUGUAUCCUUGAUUAUCCACACAUGGAUUGCCAUGAUGUGUGAGAGAGGGAUGAAUGCAUUUCACCAUAGGCACUUUUCUGGAGAUGGACCAGCUGCCUGAACAACAUCCUUCACUGUGGUACAUGUAGAAGGUAUUGUCGGAAAAGCAUUUCUGCUUGUUCGCGUUGCUUUGCUAUUAGCAGCUGGAAUGAGAAAUACUGAUUAUUCAAGAUAUAGCAAUAUAAAACUGCCAGGGACUUCUGUGGAAGCAGAGUUAAGCCUGCUCUUGGGGAGAUAGCUACAAUCAAGGCCGGCUUUAUGAAUGGCGGGGCCCAAUUCCUGGUCUUCUGCAGAACCCUCCACCAGCUUCCCUGGUGCUUCAGCAGUCGGCAAUGAAGAAUGGAAGAUAAACAACUUUCCAGCACAUUCUGCUGCCUGUCACAAAGACACCAUAACAACCUUUUAUUCUGUUGCUAGUAUAAACAAAUGAACCUAAUUUUUAAGCAUUUGUGUAACCAAAGGUGUAAACUUUUCCUAAAUCCUCGUAAGCUAAAUUGUCCAUUUGUUUCAAGACUGAACUCUUCAUGGCACCGAAAUCCCAAAAGAAAGUCACUGGGAAUUUAAUAUCCAUAAAUAGCUUAAUCUAACAUAGAUAUGUCUGGUCAUAUGUGGUGUUACAGUCAUUUCUACAUAGGAAUCUAGUCUUGAUGGACAAAAUUAACAAUAGAUAUACCAGACUGCUGUCAAUUUAAUUUUUUUUUAAUGCCCAUGCAAUAUAAAUGUUAAAUAACGAUGCAAUAAAAGAUAAACAGACA
Gopherus flavomarginatus (Mexican gopher tortoise) is the source of this 14863-nucleotide messenger RNA. It is a transcript of the gene METTL14, whose product is annotated as methyltransferase 14, N6-adenosine-methyltransferase subunit. The transcript has 19 exons. The coding region runs from base 45 to 1430 and encodes 461 amino acids. Gene Ontology annotation, cellular component: RNA N6-methyladenosine methyltransferase complex; nucleus. The record is from RefSeq and is a predicted model, not a curated record. Gene Ontology annotation, molecular function: mRNA binding. Lineage: Eukaryota; Metazoa; Chordata; Testudines; Testudinidae.